Messenger RNA from Cynara cardunculus var. scolymus (artichoke), 1351 nucleotides. RefSeq names its product probable 3-hydroxyisobutyrate dehydrogenase, mitochondrial. The transcript has 10 exons. The record is from RefSeq and is a predicted model, not a curated record. The coding region runs from base 125 to 1189 and encodes 354 amino acids. Gene Ontology annotation, biological process: L-valine catabolic process. Lineage: Eukaryota; Viridiplantae; Streptophyta; Magnoliopsida; Asterales; Asteraceae. Gene Ontology annotation, molecular function: 3-hydroxyisobutyrate dehydrogenase activity; NADP binding; NAD binding.
CGUUGUUAAGUCAAUUUUGUAGUGCUUCCCGUGUCAGUUUUAUACUCCUUCCCAUGUCUACCAAACCAACUAAUCAUCGUUCCCUUCCUCCACCCACCAAACACCACCAUAGUUGUCUGCUACAAUGUCGAUUUACAGGGCGAGAUCACUUAUAAGACUUGCUAAAUCUAAAUCAAACUUCAACUUCACUUCCCCUCACUUACCGGUACCAUGUUCAAUCAGAAGAAUUUCUUCAUCGAUCAUCCCAUCUCACUUGGAAAGGGUUGGAUUCAUAGGCCUAGGCAACAUGGGAUCCAGAAUGGCGAGUAAUUUGAUCAAGGCAGGAUACAAUGUGGCAGUUCAUGACAUCAACCUUAGUGUCAUAAAGAUGUUUUCAGACAAGGGAAUCUCUGUAAAAGGAUCACCACGGGAGGUUGCAGAAAUGAGCGAUGUUGUAAUUACAAUGUUGCCUUCGCCAAGCCAUGUAUUAGAUGUUUACACUGGACCAAAUGGUUUACUUAAUGGUGGGAAUCUAGUGAGGCCCUGGUUAUUCAUAGAUUCAUCUACAGUUGACCCUCAAACAACAAGAAAGCUGUCAUCAGCUGUAUCUAAUUGUGCUUUGAUUGAAAAGAAAGAUUCCUGGGAGACCCCUGUGAUGCUGGAUGCUCCUGUCUCUGGUGGUAUUCUUGCAGCAGAGACCGGAACACUUACAUUCAUGGUUGGUGGUCCAGAGGAAGUUUAUAAGGCUACAGAACCAAUAUUUUCAUCAAUGGGGAAAAAUACCAUAUAUUGUGGCAAUGCAGGAACUGGUUCGGCAGCUAAGAUCUGCAACAACUUAUCAAUGGCUGUGAGUAUGCUUGGUGUCUCUGAAGCCUUUGUUCUUGGCCAGUCUUUAGGCAUUACAGCCAGUACCCUAACAAAAAUAUUCAACUCUUCAACUGCCCGUUGUUGGAGUAGUGAUACAUAUAACCCCGUACCUGGUGUGAUAGAUGGGGUGCCCUCCUCCAGAAAUUAUGAUGGUGGAUUUGCAUCUACUCUUAUGGCUAAAGAUUUGAACCUUGCUUCAUCAUCAGCUAAAGAACUUGGUCUGAAAUGCCCAUUGGCAUCUGAAGCAAAAGACAUAUACGCAAAGCUUUGCGAGGAUGGUCAUGGAACAAAGGACUUCUCUUGCGCUUUUCGGCAUUUCUAUUCUGGCAAGGAUGAAUUGUAAUACUAUGGUUGAAUGAGUUGCCUAGUUCUAGGGCUUGUCUGCAUAUCCAGAUGUGGUUUGCAUGAUGUAUGGACGGGCACUUUAUUUAGCUUUCAGGUUUCAGCAUCACAUCAUCAAUAAAAUAUGUGAAUAAAAUCAAGUAUUCAGGCAAUGUUGCUAAGU